UUGCCAAGAGUUUCCAGGCCCGUAUGAAUGCAUGUGUGCGUCAGAUGGCGGAGAUCCUGUAUCAGAUUAAAGGACCACUGAAUCAGAACACUCGUAACACAGCAGAGGCUGAUGCAGACAACGCACUGCGGCCACUCAUGGAGUUCCUCGACACAAACCUCAGCAUCUUUGCAGACAUAUGUGACAAGACUGUGUUGAAGCGUGUGCUAAAGGACCUCUGGAGGAAUGUUCUGAUCUGCAUGGAGAAAACAAUUGUGUUACCUCAGAGCAGCGACAGUAUA
Messenger RNA from Sinocyclocheilus rhinocerous, 281 nucleotides. Its product is annotated as protein unc-13 homolog B-like. The annotation marks the transcript as partial. Gene Ontology annotation, molecular function: calmodulin binding; syntaxin-1 binding; diacylglycerol binding. NCBI's taxonomy places the organism in Eukaryota, Metazoa, Chordata, Actinopteri, Cypriniformes, Cyprinidae. The transcript is spliced from 3 exons. Gene Ontology annotation, cellular component: presynaptic membrane; neuromuscular junction; presynaptic active zone cytoplasmic component. Gene Ontology annotation, biological process: presynaptic dense core vesicle exocytosis; synaptic transmission, glutamatergic; dense core granule priming. The record is from RefSeq and is a predicted model, not a curated record.